Gongylonema pulchrum is the source of this 405-nucleotide messenger RNA. The record is from the annotation of a GenBank genome assembly. NCBI's taxonomy places the organism in Eukaryota, Metazoa, Nematoda, Chromadorea, Rhabditida, Gongylonematidae.
AUGCCAGGAGAAGCGAGUAGCUACAGAGGCGGCAAAGUUAUCUACAUCGAUACCGAAAACACAUUCCGCCCCGAACGUCUACGACAAAUUAGCGAGCGCUUUAACAUGGAUCAAGAAUCAAUGCUGGACAAUGUCCUGUAUGCACGAGCGUACACCUCGGAUCACCAGAUGGAAUUGCUUGAUUUUGUUGCUGCGAAAUUCCACGAGGAACUGGGUAUUUUCAAGCUAUUGGUGGUUGAUUCAAUCAUGGCGCUUUUUCGAGUGGAUUACAGUGGCCGUGGUGAGCUUGCCGAACGACAACAGAAACUUGCCCAAAUGCUGUCACGCCUGCAGGCAAGUAAUUUGUUGUCAGCGCACGGAUCCACGUCAAAAAUCACGACAAUAAUAAUGACAAUAAUAAUAAUA